UCUAAACUGUCUUUCCACUUUUCUUCUAUUCUUUAUAUUUCUUGAGGCUAUAGCUAUGGAGGUGGCAUAUACUGGAAGGAUAAAAGCUAGUCGAAAUGUAGGACAUCAAUAUAUUGUUGGACUCAAGAAGAGUCGAUAUCACUAUGAAAAGUCAAUAGAAGUGAAUGAGAAGAUGGUAGAGGAGAUGCGACAACAAAUGUUUCAGAUCGAGAAACAACUCAUAAAGAAAAUACUUGUUCGUGAACAGGACAUCUCAGGACUAGAAAACAAUUUGCAUCAUAGAUGGAGAGUCAUCGAGGAUGACAGGCUGAUGGUGAACUUUCCGAAUUGCCCUAAGAAGAUGGAGCUAGACAAACUAACUUUUACUAAUAACGCGUAUCGUGGCAAAAAGGCGGCGGCUGUUAUAUCAUUUUCGUCCGGGGAACGAGAAAUUAAUAUCCAUGAUAGAAACCAACCUAAAGCAUCAGAUGUUACACAAGCUAAGGCGCAUUGCAUGGAUAGUGACAGACGCCUUCUUAAGAUGCUGAAUCCAAAUAAGGAUACAGAACCUGUUAUUUCGCUUGCACAAGUUAAAGAACAAAUGAGGAAGUUAUAUUGUUCAAUGAAAUGGCCAUAUUUGAAUAGCACAAGCACGAGCACAAUGGAUGAAGAAACAUAUGAGAGAAAGCUAAGGGAACUUGAAUGUGAGAGAGAUCAAGUGUUUGUAAAUGCUCCUUCUAAAGCCUCUCUAUGGAAAUUAUUACCUUCUACAAAGGACUUACGCAACCAGAUCAAGGCUAUGGAGGCAAAAGAUGAAGAAAAGAGGAAAAAGGUAUUGAAAAGAAGAAAGAAGAUCGAGUCAAGGGAAAGAAAGAUAAAAGAGACAGAGAAUGAGAUCAAGUCUAUGAGAAAGAUGUUAGAUCGGAUUCACAUCAGAAAGCAGAAAGCUUUGGAAACCAUUUCACAUGAAAGGACUUGUUUAGAGACAAUAAUCACAUAGUUUAUUGACUUAUAGUAAUGUUUUAAAAAUAAAGAUACGAAGAAGAGGGGUAUAUUUGAAAAAUAUGAAAUAGUUGUGAAUUCUUCUAGCUAAUUUCUAAAGAAAUCACUAUCACCAAUUCACCAUCAUUCAUCAUCACCAACUGAGAAAAC
Messenger RNA from Camelina sativa (false flax), 1131 nucleotides. Lineage: Eukaryota; Viridiplantae; Streptophyta; Magnoliopsida; Brassicales; Brassicaceae. The record is from RefSeq and is a predicted model, not a curated record.